Molecule: messenger RNA, 447 nt
Organism: Brenthis ino (lesser marbled fritillary)
Lineage: Eukaryota; Metazoa; Arthropoda; Insecta; Lepidoptera; Nymphalidae
Source: the annotation of a GenBank genome assembly
AUGCAAAUGUCGUUGGGAUACCAUUGGGUUGCAUUAUUUAUCGGAAAGUGUAGACCGAACUGUAUAAAGGUGACUGUACUACCAAAACUGCAAUACUGUCGCGUCGUGAGCAGGGAAUGCUGCGGGGCGGGGGGCGCGGCGUACACGUCGGACGCGGUGGACAGGCACUUGUGCAGUUUGCGGGUACCUUGCGAGCGCGAGCGCCGCACGCGCGGCCCCGCCGCCCCCGCCGCCCCCGCCGCCGGCGCCGCGCCGCUCGCGCCGCCCCCGCCCCCGCCGCCGCCCCCGACGCCCCCGCCCCCGCCGCCGCCCCCGCCGGGCCCGUUCAUCUACAACACAAUACACGCACCUGCGCUACCGCACCCGCUACCUUCGCCCUACGCCGACUCACGUACGGUCGAUACGGCCAAUUCGGGGAACAAUGUUUUGUUAGGAAACAAAUUACGC